AUGCUCAAGACCAUCAUCUUCGUGGUAGCCUGCCUCUGCCUCUUCUCCGCUCAGGCGCUGGCCCAGACAACGACAACGCAGACCGUGGAGGCCACCAACGCAUCUGUGGCCUACGAGGGGGAUGCCGUCGGCGAGCCCACUGUGAAGAGCGCCAACGCAACGGGUGAGUGGGUGGUGUUUGGGUUGCUGGUGUUGGACAUUGUGGGCUUUGUUUAUCUGUUUCACCACUCCGGGGCCAAGCCAGGCUCCACCAGCACCGAUACCGACAAGUCCAUCGUUUACCAACGUCACGACCACAAAACGUCUCCCGUGGUCGUGGCCGCCACCGCCGCCGUCGCCAGCCCGGUCGCGGUCGCUGCCGAGGUCAGCCCGGCCGUCGUCGCCGCCGCCGAGGUCAGCCCAGCCGUAGCCGUCGUCGCCGCCGCCGAGGUCAGCCCGGCCGUCGUCGCCGCCGCCGAGGUCAGCCCGGCCGUCGCCGUCGUCGCCGCCGAGGUCAGCCCGGUCACCGCCGUCAUCGCCGAAGUGAGCCCCGCUGCAGCGGCCGCCGUGGUUGCUGUAACCACCCCCGUGAAGACCGCCCAGAAGGUGGUGUCGGUGUCGGCGACCAGCUCGGCGGCCUCGCUGCAGUCCUUCCUCUCCUUCCUCUUCUAG
Molecule: messenger RNA, 651 nt
Organism: Acanthamoeba castellanii str. Neff
Lineage: Eukaryota; Discosea; Longamoebia; Acanthamoebidae
Exons: 5
Coding region: 1-651 (216 amino acids)
Source: RefSeq, a predicted model, not a curated record